AUGGCAUCUACUGAAUCAGUAAACGUCCCAUUUAUCAAGAAGCGGAAGACAAGACCCACGACUACACGUCAACGUUCCGCCUCACCACCCAUCUCAUCUACCAACCCUACCGACCCCACUCCCUCCUCCUCAAAAUCCCAAGUCAUCCUCCCCUCUCGAAAAUCCACAUCCAAUCUUCUCACCGCCGGCACCAAACGCACCUCAUCACAGCGCCAAGCCGACGAUUCCGACGUCUGGGGCGACCUGGACGUUACUCGACGCGAAGGUCCAGGAGUCAACUGGACCUCGGCAGGUAGCCAUGUUAAUGCGGCGCUGCAGAUUCUAGAGGGCGAUGAGGCGGAGGAGAUGUUGGCGAAGAAGAUGAAGAGGGAUGCGGGGGAUGGAGAGGAUGAAGAAGGGCCGGACGAUGGGAUGUAUAGAGGGCAGAAGGCGUAUAAGACGCAUAUCAAGAAGAGCCAAGAGGUACCGAAGGCGAUGAGGACGGGUCCUCAGAGAAAUAAUAAUAGCACCAUUAGGACGGUGACGAUAACAGAUUAUCAGCCGGAUGUGUGCAAGGACUAUAAAGAAACUGGAUUUUGCGGCUUCGGUGAUACUUGUAAAUUCUUGCAUGACCGCGGGACAUACCUCGCCGGCUGGCAGCUGGACAAGAUUGCGGCGAAUCCAAAGAAGCAAGUCGGUGAUUCGGACUCAGACUCGGAUGGUUCUGACGACGAGGAUGUGCCAUUCGCAUGCCUCAUCUGUCGAAAGCCAUACACGGAACCCGUCGUCACUCGAUGCGGUCACUAUUUCUGCUCGGCCUGUGCUAUCAAGCGAUUCGGCAAAACGCCGAAGUGUGCGGCUUGCGGUGCACCGACAGGCGGCAUCUUUAACAGGGCGGAGAAGAUCAUGGAGAAGCUGAACAAGAAGAAGAAGAAAAAGGAAGAUAAAGAUGGCGAGGACUCGGGCGAAGAGGGGGCGUCGCAUGUGAGGAUCGAGGGAUUGGGUGAAGGGAGCGGAGGAGAAGAUGGUGGAUCUGGGAGUGAAGAGGAGGACGAGUAA
This is a messenger RNA of Stereum hirsutum FP-91666 SS1, 1038 nucleotides long. RefSeq lists its product as uncharacterized. The record is from RefSeq and is a predicted model, not a curated record. Gene Ontology annotation, molecular function: metal ion binding. Gene Ontology annotation, biological process: snoRNA splicing. Gene Ontology annotation, cellular component: U2-type spliceosomal complex. The transcript is spliced from 3 exons. NCBI's taxonomy places the organism in Eukaryota, Fungi, Basidiomycota, Agaricomycetes, Russulales, Stereaceae. The coding region runs from base 1 to 1038 and encodes 345 amino acids.